GAUCCCACUGUGCAGUCGACCCAGCAACUCCAUCAAACAUAGAGCUGCCUGUUUCACGAGUCAUGAGUUCCAUUGGUUACGACCCUUACUUUCCUUCCUCUUCCCACAAGAGGAGGGUGACGCUGCGCAGUGGAGGGUAUGGAGGCAGUGCAGGAGGGAUGGCAUCCAGGUCGGUGUAUUCCAGCCUCUCUGCCCCCCUCUCAUCCCAUGGGUCAUCCCGGCUGCAUUACCCAACAUACAGCCGUAGCUCCUCCAUGCUGCUAUCUGCCUCUGGCUCUGCUGCCACUGCUGAACUGGACAUAAGCCAGGCGGUGCAGGUCAGCACUGAGUUCAAGGCCGUGCGGACACAGGAGAAAGCCCAGCUGCAGGAGCUGAACGACCGCUUUGCCAGUUUUAUUGAGCGCGUCCACGAGCUGGAACAGCAGAACAGGCUGCUGGAUGCUGAACUGCUGAUCCUCAGGCAGAAGCAUGGCGAGCCCUCCCACCUCAGGUCCCUGUAUGAGCACGAGAUCCGCCAGCUCCGUGCUGCUGUGGAGGAGGCCCGCGAUGAGAAACAGGCUGCUCAGAACCACAGGGACCAGAUGGAGGAGGUGCUGCAGAGUCUACAGGGCCGUUAUGAAGAGGAGGUAGUCAGCAGAGAAGAGGUAGAAGGCCGUCUGAUGGAUGCAAGGAAGAGGGCGGAUGAGGCUGCUUUGGGCCGUGUUGAGCUGGAGAAGAGGACAGAGACACUACUGGAUGAGUUGGCCUUCCUGAAACGUCUCCAUGAGGGGGAGAUAGCGGAGCUGCAGGCCCAGGUGCAGUACAAUGCCCAGGUGUCAGUGGAGAUGGAAGUGGCCAAGCCAGACCUGUCCGCAGCCCUCCGAGACAUCCGUGUCCAGUAUGAGAAACUGGCACACCGCAACCUCCAGUCAGCCGAGGAAUGGUUCCGCAGCAAGGUGAGUGUGAUGACAGAAGGCACCACCCGCAACACAGACAACGUUCGCAGUGCCAAAGACGAGGCCGGGGAGUACCGGCGCCUGAUCAAAACACGGAACCUGGAGAUUGAAGCAUGCCGCGGGAUGAACCAGUCCCUGGAGAAUCAGCUACAAGAGAUGGAGGAGAAACAGAGUGCUGAGAUCGCAGCCCUACAGGAAUCAAUUGGCCAGCUGGAGGACGAGUUGAGGACAACUAAGAAUGAAAUGGCCAGGUACCUGAAGGACUAUCAAGACCUCUUGAACGUUAAGAUGGCUCUGGACAUCGAGAUAGCAGCUUACAGGAAGCUGCUUGAAGGGGAGGAGAAUCGCUUCAGUGCUGGAGGACCAGGGGAAAUGUCCAGUGUCUACUCCCAAAGCCUGAGUGUUGCCCCAUCCUACAACCGCCCCAUGUUCUUCAUGCAGUCCAGCCUGAGCUCUGCUGCCCCCUACCUACGCAUGUACAGCUCAUCAUUCUCCUCUGCGGAUGAGAUUAUAGCUGCCAGUCAAGCACAGCCUGCUGAGUCAAGUCCUCAGGAAGAAGAGGGGGAAGAAGAGGAGAAGGGAGUCGAGGAAGCAGAGGAAGAGGAAGAAGAGCAAAAAGCAGGUGAUAAUGGAGAUAUGGAGAAAGAGGAAGCAGGGGAGCCUAAAGAAAAUGGAGAAGAUGAAAGCCAAGAAGGAGGAGAUGGAGUGGAGGAUGGAGCCACUGAAACAGAAGAAGGGGAUGAUAAGGGAGAAGAGGAAGAAAGCAAACAGGAAGUAGAAGUGGCAGAAGAAAAAGAGAAGCCAAAAGACCAAAAUAUUUAAAUCAAGAAUGAAUGACACAUUGUUAGUUCCCUAUCGAGGUGCUCUAUAAAUAGAUCAGUUCAGUACAAUCAAUCAGGAAACCACUGUAUAUACAGCAGAGGCCUUUAUGUUUGAGUUCAAAUAAACAGUAUGGCUGUACACUGAGUGAAGCAGAGCAUGAGUGUAUGCAUGUGUGUGCCUGCAAGGUGCUCUUCAGAACAAUAAAAAGCAAAUACCUGUAUAUGAAAUAUUUCAAAAUAAAUUCAAUAUGAUUGCUUAAUUAUUGGGUGCGAGAAACAAGAGAGAGCAUGUAUGGAGUUUUGUGAGCAAAUACUGUAUUGUAUUAGCCUGUGAAAUAUUUGUUUGAAAAACCUAUGUGCUUUUCUGUCACCACAAUAUGCCUAUAAGAACACCAUUGUGUUCAAUACUUGAUUUGAAAUGCCUUAGACCAAAUCUUCUUUGUGGGAUCCAUGAUGUACUGUACUGAACACAAAUAAAGACAUGAAACAUGAAUUAUUGCAC
Messenger RNA from Oncorhynchus tshawytscha (Chinook salmon), 2258 nucleotides. RefSeq names its product neurofilament light polypeptide. Gene Ontology annotation, molecular function: structural constituent of postsynaptic intermediate filament cytoskeleton. Gene Ontology annotation, biological process: neurofilament bundle assembly. The coding region runs from base 63 to 1757 and encodes 564 amino acids. Gene Ontology annotation, cellular component: postsynaptic intermediate filament cytoskeleton; cytoplasm; axon. The record is from RefSeq and is a predicted model, not a curated record. NCBI's taxonomy places the organism in Eukaryota, Metazoa, Chordata, Actinopteri, Salmoniformes, Salmonidae. The transcript is spliced from 4 exons.